Molecule: messenger RNA, 1317 nt
Organism: Ictalurus furcatus (blue catfish)
Lineage: Eukaryota; Metazoa; Chordata; Actinopteri; Siluriformes; Ictaluridae
Gene: pou4f3
Product: POU class 4 homeobox 3
Exons: 2
Coding region: 159-1148 (329 amino acids)
Biological process (GO): regulation of transcription by RNA polymerase II
Molecular function (GO): RNA polymerase II cis-regulatory region sequence-specific DNA binding; DNA-binding transcription factor activity, RNA polymerase II-specific
Source: RefSeq, a predicted model, not a curated record
GCGUGCUGUUUGCUCUCUGACUCUCAGGCCUGAAGUGUGUAAGGUGAGACGAUGAGCAGGUGUGUGUUGGGGACAGGUGACCGGAAAGAGGUGGCGGUGGAGAGAGCUGUACAGUGGGAGAACUCAGAGCCAGCGCGCGAGGAGAGAACCUGACGGCCAUGAACGGCAAGCAGCAGUACUUCUCCGUGCACGCGCCGGUGCACGAGCCCAAGUACUCCAGCGUGCACACGAGCUCGGAGGCCAUGCGGCGGGUGUGUCUGCCUGCACCGCAGUUGCAGGCCAACAUAUUCGGCGCAUUUGAUGAGAGCCUGUUGGCGCGCGCAGAAGCUCUGGCGGCCGCCGAUCUCGCCAAGCCUCACGCGACACCAUACCACGCCAUGAACGGCGGCGUGUGCGCCACAUCCGCUUCCUCCUCAUCUAUCUCUUCCUCCCAUCAUCAUCACCACCACCAUCAUCAUCAGUUGAGCCAGACGCUGGAGGGCGAGCUGCUCGAGCACUUGUCGUCCGCACUGGCCGUUGGCGGCUUGGCACCGAAUCCGUCGGCUUUGGCGCACCAACAUCACCUUCCGGCCGUCGCAUGCCACCUGCACCAGGCCACAGGCCACGCGGGUCUCCCGCACGCGCACUCUCACCCUCACCUUCCCCUGCUUCCCGGCGGUGAUGGAGACUCGGACCCACGCGAGCUCGAAGCGUUCGCAGAGCGCUUCAAACAGCGGCGUAUCAAACUCGGCGUGACGCAGGCAGACGUGGGCUCGGCGUUAGCCAACCUCAAAAUCCCGGGAGUGGGCUCUCUCAGCCAGAGCACGAUCUGCCGGUUCGAGUCUCUCACACUCUCACACAACAACAUGAUUGCGCUACGGCCGGUGUUACAGGCGUGGCUGGACGAGGCCGAGGCGGCGCACCGAGACACGAGCGCGCGCACAGACCUGAUGCUGAACGGUAACGGAGAGCGCAAACGAAAGCGCACAUCCAUCGCAGCGCCGGAGAAGCGCUCACUCGAGGCCUAUUUCGCCAUUCAGCCCCGGCCUUCUUCAGAAAAAAUCGCUGCCAUCGCUGAGAAGCUGGAGCUGAAGAAGAACGUGGUGAGAGUUUGGUUCUGUAACCAGAGACAGAAACAGAAGAGGAUGAAAUAUUCCGCUGCGCACUGACUGAUCAACACUUAUUUACAAGGAACUAUUAAACACUUAAACACACGUGACAGGGAUCUACAAGUUCUGAUCAGGAACCAGAGCACUGGAAGAGUCCUUUUUAUUUUCUCGCUCUGUAAAUGUAUUUUGCACAGUAAUGUCACAGGACACCUGCAGCUCUGCAUUUCAC